AUGGCUGCGUUGGUCCAAACGAUUCCACAACAGAGUGGCACGGUACCUGUGCUUCAGACGCGCCCUUCAUCCUCAUCGGGCACCUUUUCCUCUCCACCCCAGAAUCACGGCUCUCGUGUCCAGACUAUGUCUUGGACAACGUUCAAUGCUGGCAACUCUGGCAGCUAUCGAGCGGGCCACCCGGUUGUGGCUCCCUACGGCUACAAUCCGAACGUCGGCCAUUCCAACGUCCAGAAUCGCCAGUCGUGGACACCACACCUACGCCCCGAGAAUCGCACCUUUUCCGCACCUACUACCCCACAGGUGCCGGUGAAUCCGACAUACACCGGUGCCAGCCCCCGAUCCCCCCAUCUUGCAGCUGGUUCUGUAUCCAAUUCUUCAUCAAACUCUUCCUCCCGAUCAUAUGUCUCCAAGGACGACAGCGCACUGCCUUCACGGCAACCGAGAAGCGACCAGCCGCUUCGUCCCCUAUCCACGGCCAAUCUCCCCUCCCCCUCUAUUAUGAACAUCAAUUCCCCGAAACCCUCCCCAAAUCGGUAUCGUCGUACGUCCCAACGAGCAGAAACCACCGCACCAUCGCCCGCGGGGGCUUUGGCUCCAAUCCCGACCGUGAUUGUUGAUGAUUUAGGUGGCUCCCGACCGGUUCGAUCGAACGCUCAUAACCGGGUCUCCAGUGUGGAUGAUUCAUCCCAUGGUGAAAGGACACAGCCUGAGCGGUAUCGACGACGAAGCCUCGGCAAUAUGGAUGCGGCGGCAUAUCCAAACCUACAACUGGAUUUCCCCACUUCCUCUCCUGCUCAAUCGGGAUCCUACGACUUCAUCUCAUUUGAGACCAAUCCGAAUCCCGUUUCGGCGCACUCUCACCGGGACAGCGUGGGAAGCGUUCAGUCAGCACACUCUUCGGCCUCAUCGGCACGAGAAGGAACACUACCUGACUCGAACCCUGUCACUGGCAAGACCGGCAAGCCCGAAGAAAAGCGCACGAGCAAACCCUCGCCAUUAUCCCAACCGGCAUCGACGCAACCCGCAGCCCCUGAAUCCAAGCCUCGAGCCGAACCCCAGAGCAAGCCCAAACCGCCCCAGCUGGAUUCCCCCGCUGCCAAGCGUCUUACUGAUUUGAAAAAUGACCCACCGCGCCCGGGGAAAUCGCGCUUGAGACGAGCUUUCUCUUUCGGCAGUGCCUCGGAGCUCCUGAAGACAUCUGGACAGAGCAAUGCUGCCAAGCGGGAAGCAAUUGCCGCGGAACAUGCCCGGCGUGAAGCCUUGAGGGAACAGCUGGGGCCAGAACAGGCUGCCAUUGCCGAACAGCAGGAACGAAGCGGGCUGGGUGAAAGCAUCUACUCCAACCAAGGCCACUUCUUCACCGGAUCUAACGAUAAUCUGUCAGUAUCAUCGACGGCCUCCUCGGCAUCGAUGAUGCUUCGCAAGAUGGGUAAGGGCAUGAAACGCUCUACUCGCUCACUGGUUGGCAUGUUCCGUCCUAAAUCAGUGGCGAGCAUCAAUUCCAUUGAGGGUGCGGGUGUCGAGGCGUCAGCUCCACAGAUCACUGUCGUGAAUGUUGAGGCAGAACGGGAAAGCGUUGCUGUCAAACCCGAGCCUUCCGAUCUCCCACGUGGUGCCACGGUUUUCCCCAAGGUCGACAAUGCUGCGGAUAUCAGAAGAUCCACUUCAAUCCGAGAAAGAGCUGCAUCGGAGAACUCCCAAUCGCGUAAGAGCAUUGUGGGAGGAGAACGGGAACGAGCGGAGAUUCUCGCGGCGGUCCGGAAGGGCAUUCUGAAGAAAACCCAUCCGGAGCUUGGUAUCUCAUCGCCUGCAAAUGCACUUGCCGGUGGUGACUCCCCUCACUCUAGUGCUCCCCCAACACCUGAUGAGUCGUCACGAUCUCCAGCUCACCAGAAUGACUCGGUCAAGAUUGCCGGUGAGGAUUACUUCCUUUCGGCCGCAGGACGCUUUUCCUCCUCCGAUGCGAAAAGUGCACCCCUUACCCCGUCAACUGUUGGUGGUAGAAAUAUCGUCUUCAGUCCUCGCAUCCAGUUCCACGAAACCUGGCCCAGCGGCGAGUAUGAUCGGCGAGGAGAGAUUGCGACUUGCAACCGUCUCACUCCCCUGCUCGCGCAGCAGAUUCGUGAGGAGAUUAACAAUUUCAAAAUGGAGAUGGAGGUUCAUGAGAAUUCUAAGAUCUACACACACUUCAUUUAA
Molecule: messenger RNA, 2199 nt
Organism: Penicillium paradoxum
Lineage: Eukaryota; Fungi; Ascomycota; Eurotiomycetes; Eurotiales; Aspergillaceae
Exons: 4
Coding region: 1-2199 (732 amino acids)
Biological process (GO): actin cytoskeleton organization
Molecular function (GO): actin binding
Source: RefSeq, a predicted model, not a curated record